This is a messenger RNA of Penaeus monodon (black tiger shrimp), 4858 nucleotides long. RefSeq names its product dorsal-ventral patterning protein Sog-like (gene sog). Lineage: Eukaryota; Metazoa; Arthropoda; Malacostraca; Decapoda; Penaeidae. The record is from RefSeq and is a predicted model, not a curated record. Gene Ontology annotation, molecular function: protein binding. Gene Ontology annotation, biological process: multicellular organism development.
AUGUGUCACCGCCAGUGCCUCGAUUCCAAGAGGCGAACGUGGCACUCGCUUCCUAUAGACCUAGGUGCCCCGUCUGGCUCCCUGUCUCUCCUGGCUCCACCCGCAGAAUGCCGGCUCGGGAGGAACAGAUUCGAUCUCCACCAAGUCUGGAGUCCGAACUUAGGUCCUCCGUUCGGCGUGUGGAGUUGCGUGCGGUGUGAGUGCGUGCCGGUGCAGAAGAAGAGACGGACGGUGGCGAAGGUGCAGUGCCGGAACGUGAAGGAUGAAUGCCCUAAAGCGACCUGCAGGGACCCUGUCAUCCUGCCCGGCGCCUGCUGCAAAACAUGUCCGGAACACGAUCACAGGCCAGCUGACUUCGCCGUGCUGCUGAACGGGCGCACCUCCCAGACGCCCAUGACCACGUCCAGAGUGGCCACGGGGCGCCUCUCCCUCCGCCGGAAGACGCUGCAUUUCUCCUUCCUGCUGGAGGACGGCUACCCCACGCCGGCGUCCAUCCAGUUCCUGAGCGAGGACGGGAACAUUCUGGAGCAGCUGGAGGCGCAGCCGACCCCCUACGAGGCGACCAACAACAGGGUGUGUGGCACGUGGACGCGGGUGCCGAGGGAGUACAGGGCGUUGCUGAGGGAGGAAAAGAUGUGGGUGGCGCUGCAGCCGCCCAGCGACCGCGACGAGGACGUGAUCAGCGGGCAGGUGGCGCGCUACGUGGGCGUCGACACCGAGGUGUUCUCGGCGCUGCUGCGGCCCUCGCCCGCCGCCAACCAGACGCUGAGCGGCGGCGGCACGGCCAUUAUCUCCGUGGACGCCCGCACGGACUCCCUGCACAUCAGCCUGGUCUUCAACGGCAUCUUCGGGCCGGGGGAGGCGCACAACGCGACGCUGGUCGUGGAGCUGACGCCGCAGCGCGCUCUCCCGCCCGUCACCGACACCGUCGUGCUCACCAAGGUCUUCUCCGACAUCAACCGGGCGGAGUUGCUGACGACGCUGGGCGACACCAGCCUGCGCCUCCUCACCCGCGGCCUCGUGAGCCUGAAGGUGUGGAGCCAGGGCGCCCCCGAGCUCGCGCUGGAGGGCAUGAUCACCCCGAGGGCCACCUGCAACGUGUACUCGACCGUCCUGAGCCCGCCGUCUCCCCCGUCUCGCCCGUCUGCAGACGCGGGGACGGCGGCAGCGCCCCCCGCCUACGGCUCCGGCUGGGCGCUCCUCACGCUCUCCAACGACGGCGCCUUCCAGUACCAGGUGUUCGUGCAGGGCCUCGAGGUGAAGAACCUCACCCUGGAGACGACCCACCGACGGCGACACCGCAUAGUGGACAACAUCACGCAGUUUUACGCGGACUCGUGGGCCAACGGGACCUACAGCCGCCCCACCUACCGCGACUUGGACGCGCUGCUCCGCGGCAAGCUGGAGGUGGUGGCGAGCAGCGGCGACGGCGGCGAGGAGCUGCGCGGGAUGCUGGUGCCGCUGUCCAUCACCGAGGCGCUCCGCUCGCCGCAGCCCGUGCUGCUGUCGCACCCCGAGCUGCCCAUGGCGGCCACCGUGUGGGUGGCGGUGGACUCGGCCUGCGUCAUGCACUACGACGUCAUGGUGGCCGGGACGCCGCCGGGCAAGGCGCCGGAGCCCUUCUGGAACCUGACGCUGCGCGAGGAGGACAGCUCGUGGGACCCGCGCUUCGACAUGAACGUGAUCCGCCUCGAAGACAUCGUGGAGGGCUGGGAGCUCUCGGCGCACUCCACCGUGCUCAUGCCCAUGUCGCUGUCCCGCCUCGGCAGCGGCGUCUCCUACCUGGACCUGGCACUGGUCCAGCCCGACGUCGAGGCGAGCCCGCCGCCCCUCACCGGCCGCAUCGCGGGCGUCUCCGUGCCGCCCGCGUGCCUCCUGGCCAGCCACAACGAAGCCAACGUGCCGGAGGAGCGCAUUAGCCCCGUCGACACCAACUGCAUGAACCUGACCUGCAUGGACGAGGAGCUGCCCAGGCCGGUCGUCUACAAGUGCAUAGAUGAAGACAUGAACAUCUUCGAGGACGGCACCAGCUGGCCCUCGCCCGUCAACCCGUGCUCCAUGUGCAUGUGCUCGAGGGGCGUCGUCAAGUGCGUGGACUUCGUGUGCCCGAGACUCGAGUGCGAGGACGCCUACACCCCCCCGGGCGAAUGCUGCCCCGUGUGCCCAGGCGGAAACGACGUAGACACGGGGAGCGUCUGUGAGCUGAACAACCUGAAGCACCGAGUCGGGUCGAAGUGGCACCCAUUCCUGGCACCCAAAGGCUUCGACACCUGCUCCGUCUGCACAUGUCUGAUGAGUCGCGCGGAACAGCCGUACAUCGACUGCUUCAGGUCCUCGUGCCCUCCCCUGCCGUGCCCUGAGAGCGAGAUCGUAUCGAACCCUUCGUCGUGCUGCCCCGUGUGCCGUGAGACCGAGCCCGAGAUGCUGCUGCCGCCCGCCUGGUCAGAUAUGCCCAACGACAGGCAGAACGUCCGGAGCAGACAGCAGCAGAGGGAGGACAUCUUGAGAAGAGGAGGCUGUUCGAGAGCACUGAGUUCCUAUGAAAACGGAGAAGAGUGGCACCCUAGAGUGGCGUGGAUUGGAGAUUACAAAUGCGUGACCUGCAAAUGUAAGGAUGGCAACAUCACUUGUAGUUACCUCCAGUGCCCGAAGCUAAACUGCCAAGACAAAGUGCAAGUGGGACAGGAGUGCUGUCUGCGCUGCGCCAACCGGACCAGCAACGCCCCCGUCUUCGAGAGCAAGUUGCGCGGUUGGCCCCGGAGUUCGAAGAAGAACUCGCGCAAGAAGAAAGGCAGCUACAGAAGGCGGAAUUCAGGUUAAUGCAUUGCUGUUGCAUGACUGACUGUAGUGAUACUGUAUAACUGAAAGUCAAUAUGGAGGAAAAAAAAUAAUGAACUGCCGAAUGAUUUAGGCAUUUUGGACAUUAAAAAAAAGUAUAUAUACCCCUCCCUAUUGAGCUUAUCUUCUGUUCUUGUUACUGGGAAGUCAAACUUGCACAGAUGCCUUUGGCCCCAGUGUGGCAUAGGACGCCGUAGAGAAAAGGGAAGGACACAGCCAUGCUCUGAAGGAAUGCACAAGACGAAGGAUGCACCACGGGCACAGGUCCUAAUGGCUGCAGGGUGAAAGUGUUGGGUGUGGAAGGGGGACAAUUGGUCCGAGCGGAAGGACCAGUGUGUGCGGGACCUGAGCUGCUGGGCAGAUCCUUAGGGGGAGCACACUCUUCAUCGUGGUGAGAAUGAGGAAAAAGAAAACUUGAAAACUUCUUGAAAGGCUCAGGUCUCGAGCGGACUUUCGUGUCCGUGUUAGAGUAGGACUGAAAUGCUGCAUGUUGUAUGGCGACCAAGCAUACUGACUAGGUAAAUAUCAAGUAGUGGCUUUGUAAAAAAAACAUGAAAUAUAUUAUAGUAACAAUGAUAAUAAAACACGAAAGAAUAAUAUUGAUAACGACGAUAGCACAGUCCCUGAUCUGGACGAAUAACGUAGGAAUGAUAAAUGAAAAUUUCUCACCAGUGCCGCUUCAUUGCUCCAUCCACACACAUGGAGCAAGCAUAGAAACAUCACCCCUGUCUGAAGCUAAACCAAGACAAACGUAAACUCUUCCAAGUUACAGAAUGUCUAACCGUCUUUCGAGUUAUUCUGACCACCAUGCAAGAAAAUGCUCAACCGCUCAGCAGCAAUCUGUCUAUGGUACCAAAGAUAACGGGUGUUUCUCAGUCUAAAUUUGCUUGAGUAGGAGGAAAGAAUACGUUCUAAUUGUGAGGAGAUUAGCAUUUUUUAAAAAUUGGAAAUGCUGUAGACAAAUGGCUGUAAUAAUGAUAGUAGCUCAAACCCAGACAGCUUUACACAUGUACGGAAAUUUAGAUGAACACCUGUCCAGGCUUAUAAAGGGCAUAUUCACCGGUGUUCAAAAGAUCACGUUGUCUCCAGCUGAGACUGUACAUUCAUGCUUCCACUCUUUUUGGUUCUCAAUAACACGAAAAUGGGUUCUGGAAUCUCUUCACAAAUUUCCGUAUUCCCAAGCCACAUCAUAUUCCAUGAAUGCCAAUUCCUGAUGACAUAUGGGCAGAGCUUGUCACUGAAAUAAUGAUGAAAAAAACAACUGGAGUCUGUUCUCCAAGCUCAAUCAUAGACCGAUACUGUAAGUUAAGGCCAGACUACACUGUUCUUCAUGAUCUGUUUUCCGUUUGCUAAUUUUCUUCACAUUAUUAUUUCGUCUCUUACGUGUUAUUAGUUUCAUUAUUUAAAAACAAUAAUGAAAUGUAGAUGCAACCCCAAAAAAGGAACAAAAAAGAAAACGGUUUUGUCCAAACAAUGACUACGCUGAAGAAAGAAAACGGAAACAGACACACACAGUGAAGUCUGACCUUCGUGAUUACCGUUUCCCAAAUGCUGACGGUCAAAAAGAGGUGCAUUUUGUUCAAACUGUGGAGGCUACCACUUCUAUUCAAUAUGGUGUAAUAGAAAUAGAGAGAAAAAAAACAUGAAUUUAGAUUAUCUCUUUCUUAGAUUGAUGUGUUGUGAAUCAAGCUUUUUUUGAUGGUAUUGGUCUGGUUCAUGAUCUUCGAGUCGAUACCGGGUUCGAGCGAGAGAUUUACUGAAGCCUCGAAGCUCGCUGACUCAUGACGAUAAUGAACCAGACCUUUUUUGAGGGAGGAGGAAGAUUACAUAUUUUUGUAAAUGUGUACAUAUAUAUAAGUAGUGUUAAUCAUUAGGAUAGUCCAUUGCUUUAUUAUUUUAAUCGUAUUUGUGACACGAUGAUAUAUGCACCUUUGUUUUUAUUUCAUUAGCGGGACAACCCAUAUUUUCACAUCCUCUUGGGAACGAGAGGUAAAAAGAAAAAAAAAGAAAGAAAGAAAAA